UUGAACAAGAGCAGUGUGAUGCAGGAGCAGCUCAUCUAACCCACAAGUUCUCUCCUACAUAUAUCAGCAGUGCAGGCAAGAUCUGCAGCAACACAACACAAAUUUCAUCUCCAAAGUCCAAGCCAAAUAUCUCGAAAAAUGGAUGGGGAGCUUGAACUGACCGAAUUCAACCCUCGGGAACGCGUCAAGCAGCAGAUUUCAGUCCCGUUUCUCUGGGAGGUGAAGCCCGGUGCACCGAAGAGGGACUGGGUCAUCUCCAAGCCAGUGCCAGUAGCCUUUGCAUGCCCAUCCCCGACCCCGACAAAGCUUGUUGUGAGCGUGCCAUUCCAGUGGGAAGAAAAGCCUGGGAAGCCUCUGCAGGAAGCAUCUCCCUUCCAUGUGCUCCCCCCGGAUCAUGGUGGCUUUUCAGCGUCUUCCCGCUCACUGAACCCAUUUGUGGUCGAGAGCGAGGAGGAAUACUCGCUUGGUUUUGAGCUGGAAGCAUUUGGUUUUCCAGACAGCAACGAUACCUCUGGCGCUGUAGCAUGGGCAGAUGGCUCCUCCUCCGGCCGUCGUGACGCCUGGUUCUCGUUUUCAGAGUCAGAAGACUACAGCCACUCCAGUGGUGAUACUUCAGCACAGGACCAGGAGUUUCAGUUUCAGUUUCCCAGAGCGCCUUCAGAGAAGAGCUGGGAGGUGGCCAAUGACGAGGACCAGCUGAACAAGAACAAUCCAUGGAGCCCUCCGAGGAGCGCGGCGACGACACUGGAGGAGCUUAUGGUGCUCAGCCGGAGACUGAGGUGCGGACAAGCUCUGCCGGUUGACGUCGGGAAGAAGAGCCUCUCCUCCGUGGAGCUCAUGAAGAAGCUCUUCAUCGUGUGUUCUUAGCUGCACAUGGCCAAACGGUACAGAAUGCAUGUGAGACCAUAAUGGAGGAAGCAUGGCAAAGUGGCGUGUUCGCAAGUAGAAAGCCUCGCUGUCGGGCGACUGGUGUUCUACCGUCUUCUCGUGAAAAUCUUUCUUUUUUGAAAUUAAACGGUGUGCAAGAGACACUGCAUUUUUCUUAGUACAAGAUUUGAAAGAAAUGUUCCAUUGUUAUGGAGGUAGUAGGUAUUGAAUGUGAAACUAGUGGUCUUUUGUCACACCAUCUCAAAGACCAUGUAUUAGAGUUCAUGCGAAACUAGUGAACUUUUGUUACACCAUGUAUUAGUGUUCAUGUGAAACUAGUGAACUUUUAUUACACCAUGUCAAAGACCAUGCAUAAAAGGUGGAGCUAAUCUCUCGAGAUGGAGAUACAUAAAAACAAUGGGACCGUUUGAUGAAAUAAAAAAGGAACUGUUUG
Molecule: messenger RNA, 1321 nt
Organism: Sorghum bicolor (sorghum)
Lineage: Eukaryota; Viridiplantae; Streptophyta; Magnoliopsida; Poales; Poaceae
Exons: 2
Coding region: 139-867 (242 amino acids)
Source: RefSeq, a predicted model, not a curated record